Fusarium sp. VM40 is the source of this 1323-nucleotide messenger RNA. The record is from the annotation of a GenBank genome assembly. NCBI's taxonomy places the organism in Eukaryota, Fungi, Ascomycota, Sordariomycetes, Hypocreales, Nectriaceae.
AUGCCGUGGACACAGGUAUCAGACACCCGCUGGGAACGUCCACUCGAUGGACUAGAGGCCUACUUUGUCAUAAUCGCAAACAUGUCUGCUAGUAUGUGUGAUGGGAGAGAACACUACACACUCUUUUCUUCCCUCAAGCUUGAGAUUAACUCUUUGGAUGUGAUAUCUGAUCUUCGAAACGCGUGGAAGCAAUUGCGUUUCGAACAACCUCAAAUCGCUACGACGAUCGAGGAUAUGAAGAGAGUUUAUACCCUUCCCAACGAGGAGUCCUUAGAGAAGUGGCUCACGGGCACUUUUGUCGUAUCCGAUGCGUGCAGUGCCGAAGAGAUGCAACAGUCUAUCGAGCCAAUCAAACAAACAACACUUUACUAUAUCCCAGCGUCCUCGGAAAUCGUCCUCCGUGGACAUCACUAUACUUUUGAUGGCACAGGCAUGGAGAUGAUCUGCCACAGCUUCCUUGAAGCGGUUGCACACCCCGAGAACAAUAUUACCUUCGGCGAUGAACAUACCCGACUUCCUCCAAUCUUGGAAGAGGUAUUGGGAUUCUCUGAAGAGUCCACCAGUGCGAAAGAAAGGGCAGAGGAAUUACUUGGGUACUAUCUAAGUAAUCAACCUGCCAUAGGCCCUGUUUCAAAACUUGGCACAGCUCCUGCUGGAAAUUGCCAGCACGCGGAACUCGUGUUCUCAUCUGACACCACCGCUCUUUUGGUGAAGGUUUGUCAUUCCAAAGGCAUUAGUGUCACGUCUGCGGUCCACGCGGCUUAUGUACGUGUGAUGAUGGAGCAUGCAGACCCUGAAUCCAAUCAAUUCCGGUAUACUUCGAUGAACCAGUUUAACCUUCGACCAUACCUACCCGCACCCUACAGCACGAGUGAAUAUGCAGCAUCGGUGUACUACGCUCCCCACCCGCAUAAGGUCGACCUCCCUUCUUCUUACUGGGAUCUUGUUGAGUCAUUCAACAAAUACUACAAGACUUUCGAGCACGACCCGGGAGCUUUGGAGAUGACUGGCUACUUUAAGCGUGGUAUGCGAGAUGUUGUCUCAAAUCCAGAGUUCCUGAAGGCUCCUCCGCCCAAGGAUGCUCUUGUUAGCAGUCUAGGGGUCGUUGAGCGGUUCAUCAACCGUGGGUACGAGGGAGUCAAAGUCAGGGACUUCAAGUUUGGGGCGGACAUUGUGCUAGGCAUGUCUAUGCUGUUCUUUUACACGUUUCAGGGGAAGUUCAGGCUGGUGCAUAGUUUCAAUGAUGCCUACGAGAACCCUGAAGAUAUUCAGAUGUAUUUGGGAAGGAUACAACGGAAUCUUGUACAGGAACUGCGCCUAUAG